AUGGAGCCAUCAGAGAAGACAACAGCUGGCCCGAUGAGCGACUGCCAGGCAGAAAUUGCUGCCAUCCGGUUUCGGAGAACGGCUUUCCUGGCGGUGACGGUCUCUACCGUAACCAUCCUUUGCACCGUACUCUUGCUGCCCAUCUUUUACCAGAAUGUGCAGCGCAUUCAGAGUCAUAUGAUGGCCGAUGUAUUCUUUUGUAAGACCCAGCAUCGGGAUUUGUGGAAUGAAGUUGAGACUGUGAGGAUCGGAAAAGGGGAACCGAUGCCCAGAGCGAGACGUCGUCUAGCCGACGAUCCAACCGGCCGUAUCCGUCGUCAAGAAGAGCGAUAUGCCGAGCCCGGGGGACCACGCGGAUAUCCUGGGGAUACUGGAGAGAGUGGACAGCCAGGAAAACUGGGAAAAUACGGAAAGCCGGGUCCGCCCGGCCCGCCCGGCCCGGAUGGCGCUCCGGGACCCACCGGAUCAUGCGAUCAUUGCCCCACACCAAGGACUCCGCCCGGCUAC
Molecule: messenger RNA, 507 nt
Organism: Mesorhabditis spiculigera
Lineage: Eukaryota; Metazoa; Nematoda; Chromadorea; Rhabditida; Rhabditidae
Source: the annotation of a GenBank genome assembly